This is a messenger RNA of Charadrius vociferus (killdeer), 492 nucleotides long. It is a transcript of the gene LYRM7, whose product is annotated as LYR motif containing 7. The record is from RefSeq and is a predicted model, not a curated record. NCBI's taxonomy places the organism in Eukaryota, Metazoa, Chordata, Aves, Charadriiformes, Charadriidae. Gene Ontology annotation, biological process: mitochondrial respiratory chain complex III assembly. The transcript has 6 exons. The coding region runs from base 1 to 492 and encodes 163 amino acids.
AUGCCGGACCUAGGGCUUCUGUCUCCGGUGCGCUGCCUGGUGCCCAGGCUGCUUGGAAUUGGUGGUAGCACAUGCAGUGCUGAAGAAGUGUGCCGUGUUUCCCCUCAUAUUUGCGACCUUUGGCUGUACCUAGCCAAAGAGGCUGUUGCGGAAAACGGAAACAGGUUGGGACAUGACAGUCAAGUAGAGGUUUUGAAGCUUUUUAAGUCAUUACACAGAACCCGACAGGAAGUUUUUAAAAAUGAUACCAGAGCCCUUGAAGCUGCAAGACAAAAGAUAAAUGAAGAAUUCAAAAAUAACCAAGAUGAGAGAUCUGAAGAGAAGAUAAAUGAGCUUCUGAAAAUAGCAUCAGAUGUUGAAGUGAUUCUUAGAACUUCUGUUAUUCAGGCAGUUCACACCGAUUCCAACAAAAUAUUGCUCGUACCCAGGAAAGAUCUGCUACAGGACAACACUCCUUACUUUGAUAAACCAACAAAAAAGCAUGAAUCCUGA